UUUUUACGAUAAGGGUCUCGACCGGAAGCAAAACGUGAAAUUUCUUGAAAUAAAAAAAAAUACGUUUUAUUUUACAACUUAUUUAGAUGAUGUGUAUAUAAUACAAUAAAUAUUUUGAACUCAUGUAAGAAUUUUACGUGUGUAAAUAUACCGUGUAAGUUCACUAAAACCGAGCUUUCAUUUUGAAGCAAGUGUCUCUGUUACUUACUCUCCAACUAAAUACAAACAAACCCAGCAUUGGGAGUAGCUAUAGGUGACAGAAUGAAGGUGUUGGUGUUGAAAGAACCCAGAGAGAGUGAGAGUGGAGCAGAUCCAUACAUCAAGGUAAGACCAUCAUCAUUAAUCUUGGUGCUGUGACAAUUGCAAAGUUCCCAACUCUGUUUGUUUAGGUAUGUUCUUUAACAAACUUCCAGGAACAGGUGUGUUUAUUCUGAGAUCACAUGAUCACACACAGGUAGUCUACUCCGUUCGAUUAAUCAUAUGACCCCUGAUAGUAACUGAUUAUACCAGAACUAAUCGAGCGGUUUCAGAGCAAUAGGGGCGAAUACUUAUACAAGCACGACAGGUAAAUUAUUAUUAUUAUUAUUAUUUUUUGUAAAUAAUUUUGCAAACUUUAUCAUUUUUCUCCUGCACCUCAGUAUUAUGGGUUAUUUUGUUCCAGGUUAUAAACUACAAAAUGUGUGAGAGUUCAACGGGGGUGAAUAGUUAUGUAAGGCAUGAUAGACAGAUAGAUAGGUCCAUGCCACUUAAUAUAUCAUCUAUGUCAAUAGAUAGAUGGCUCUUUUUUAGUGACUCAGCUCACAAAUAAGAGUCGAUUCCCAAACGGCUCAUUGCCUUUUUUGGGCCAGUGAUUGUUCUGUCUUGCUUAAGCAUGAUCAAACUCUUACUGUACCCUGUCAUCUCUUUGCACCUCAUUUAUUCAUUCCUCUUCAGGAUACACUGAUGUAUCCAGGUCAGGGUGGCGGUGGUUCCGGUGCAUACAUUUCAUAUAAUGUCAUUUUAUUUGAUGGCACAAAUCCACUUUUUCUUUUCCAGUGCCCGAUAACAAUACCAAAAACAAAACCUGAAUAAUCCACUGAUAUUAAUAACCAUCUGACAUUUGUUUCUUGAAAAACUACUAAUGACUAAUUAACUAGUAACUGACCAAAAUCUACUAAGUAACUCCUAACUAACCAGCUUUUUUUAAAAACUACAGAGUAACUCCUAACUAAACAUUUACAUACAUUUACAUUUAUUCGUUUAGCGGACGCUUUUAUCCAAAGCGACUUACAAAUGAGAAAAAUACAAGCAAAGCGAUAUAUCAAGCAGAGAACAAGUAGUGCUACCGUACAACAUCCAUUAAUUGAGUUCCAGCAGAAGCAAAGUGUGCAGAGUAGAGGUGUAAGUGCAAUUUUUAAAAUUUUUUUAUUAUUAUUAUGAGUUGGUUAGGUGUUGACGGAAGAGGUGGGUCUUUAGCUGUUUUUUGAAGAUGGCGAGAGAUUCUGUGGUCCGGAUUGAGAUCGGAAGUGCAUUCUACCACUGAGGAACAGUUAGUGUGAAGGUUCUGGAAAGGGACCUUGCGCCACGCUGAGUUGGAACUGCUAAACGUCGGUCGCUAAUCGAUCGCAGAUUGCGAGAGGGAACGUAGGCCUUCAGGAGAGAGUUGAGGUAGGGGGCGCUGUUCCUGACAAGAUCUUGUAGGUGAGCAUCAAGGCCUUGAACUUGAUGCGGGCCGCUACAGGAAGCCAGUGGAGGGAGAUGAAGACGGGUGUGACGUGGGUUCUCUCGGGCUGGUUGAAGACGAGGCGCGCCGCAGCAUUCUGAAUCAUCUCAAGGGGUUUGAUGGAGCUGCCGGGAGGCCCGAGAGUAGUGCGUCGCAGUAGUCCAGUUUUGAGAUAACAAGAGCCUGGACUAGUAAGCUAAACAACUUUAACAAGUUUAAGUUAAACAACUUAAAAAAAACUACUAAGUAAGUAACUCGUAACAAACCAACCUUUAAAAAAACUAUUAAGCAUUUCCUAACCAACCAACUUUUUUUUUAAAACUACUGAUUAACUCCCAACUAACUAACUUAAAAAAUCUGCUAAGUAACUCCUAACAAAUAUUUUAAAACUACUAACCCACUUUUAAAACUUUUCCAAAUGAAAAUAGAAACAACUACUAAGUAACUCCUAGCAAACUAACAAAAUAAACUAGCAAGUAACGCAUAACUAGCUUUAAAAACUAACUACUAAAUAACUCCUUACUUACCAACUUUAAAAAAAAAAAUCAUUCUUUUAUAAAAAGCUCCGAAAGCUUUAAAAUGAAUACAGAAAAUGCACCUGUAAAGACAGAACUUACACAUAUCUCAUGUCCUCGCAAGCCAGCGACUCCAUUUCCCAGAAUACUCCACGAACUACAAACACGGCCGAGGCCGACUACACGUCCCGUACGCCCACACGAACACGUUCACCUUCCUCACUAGAGACGCCUGUUCCCAAUCACACCACGCUGUAUAAGAGACUCUCACACAUACCUGCACUUCCUUCUGUCUGCGUCUCCAUCACGUGCCCACGUAACCACAGCUUUCACACAACCAUCCCUUCCACUGCAAAUAUAAUAAAGUAUCCAUACAAUAACAGCCAAUCCGAGCAAAAUAAAUAUAUACAGCGCACAAUUACAGCUUCAGACAGAUCUUUUGCUUUUGAUGCGUUUUAUUCGUGCCGAUAUCGUUGAUCCGGGCCCGGUGUGGAUCCUGGAUGUACGGCUGUGUGUUUUUCAGGAGCUGGCAGCGUGUGGACACUCGGCUACGCUCGUCCCCGUCCUGGCGUUUCAGUUCGUCUCUCUGGAUCGUCUGUCAGACCGGCUGUUUGAUCCAGAAAGGCACGGAGGGCUCGUGUUCACCAGUCCCAGAGCGGUCGAGGCUGUGAGACGGUGUAUUGAGAGCAGUACACACAGAGAAGAGUGGAACACGGUGAAAGAACAGUGGAACGCAAAAUCGGUGUAUGUGGUGGGGAAAGCGACGGCGUCAUUAGUUGAGGCUCUGGGUCUGAAGCCCCUCGGUGAACACACAGGCACGGCCGACGUUCUGUCUCAGCUCAUCAUUGAGAGAGAAAAGUCCACGUCUCUGCCUCUGUUCUUUCCCUGCGGCUCGCUGAAGAGAGAAGUGCUGCCCACCGCGCUGAGACGACACGGUGAGACGCCACAAUACCACCAUGAGUGUUACAGAAGUGUUUCUCUGGAGACGCUACCAGUCUACGAGACGGCUGAACAUCCGGACCUGGAGAAAAACAUCACGCGCUACUUCAGUGAGCAGGGAGUGCCGGCCAGCGUCGCUUUCUUCAGUCCUUCUGGAGUGAAGUUCUGCCUGGAGCUGGUGAAGAAGCUUGCCGGAGAAAACCUGGACCAGAUCAAGUUUGCUGCUAUCGGUCCCACCACGGCCGAGGCUCUACAGGAAGCGGGCGUGAGCAUCAGCUGCUCGGCUCAGAAACCCACACCGCAGCACCUCGCCACAGCCAUCACACACAGCCUGAGCAAUGACCUCUGACCCCAGGCACAGUCCGUCCAGAUACUUGAGCCAUCACGCCUAAAGCUAGAAGAUAUACUACAGGGUGUCCCAAAAGUCUCCCUUCACAGAGGACUACACCACGUCGGUCGUUCCUUCAUCAGUGGAUGUUCGUGGACGUUCACUUCUUCUCGGUCGGUCCGCGACACUUCCAGUCUUUGUGAAUUUGUCAAUAAGUUUGGUGACGGUGUCUCGUGUGAAGUCCAUCGCUUCCCGAUCCGGCCAUGAGAAUGAUUCCAAUAUGUUCUCUUGUCAAAGGCGUUCUUAAAGCCUCUCUAAAAGGAUACUUAUGUAAUAUAUACUAUGUAUGAAUCAUUUCGGAAGACAUUUUGCUUUAAUGUGUUAAUUUCCCCCUUCGCAUGGAGACCUUUGAGACACCCUGUAUAAUAUUAAUAUAGAAAUCGUAGUGUAAGGUGGUAUUAUUCUGUUUAAUGCAGUGGAAUGUGGUUUAGGACAGAAUUAUUAGUGUGUUAAGGCAUAGAUGAGGCACAGAAAUAGCGACUGAGCAAUUUUUCCACUUUACAGCCAAGAAGAUCGCACAAUUUAGCCAAAAUCCAGUAAACACGUCCCGCUAAUCGGUUGUAAGUUAUACUGAACUCACACCGUCGGAUUAUUCGUGAAGUUUUGCCAUAUUUCCAUCUUGAUUUUCAAAAUCACACUGCGGAGAUCUUAACAAGUGAAGAUAUCGUUCAUCUAGUCCAACUGAUUGGCUAUUUCCUAUUAAAAGAUUGCAAUAAACCAAAUAUAAGAUUAUUAAACCUAAUCCUAGACAUAUUUUAUUGACUGUUUUUAAGCUUGAAACGUUCUCAUUCUGUUGGCGGAUAAUUUAUCUUCUUUCUAGAAAUGAAUGCUUAAAAUUAGCAAAUGGAACUACCGAUAAAACAAGAGCGUUUUAAAGAUGAAAAAUAGUCAAAUAUGUCUAGAAAUAGGUUUAAUAUUCUCAUAUUUGGUUUGUUGUAAUCUUUUAAUAGUUGACUAUAAAAAUCUUUUAAUUUGACUAUAUUUAUGAUAUAUAUAUAUAUAUAUAUAUUUUUUUUUACAGUGUGCACUAAAUACAGAUUUACAAUUUAAGAUCAUAAAAAGAGCCGGAAAUUGUUUUGAGUCAGACAUUUCAGCGCACACUUUACCGAAUGUUUCUUCUAAUUUUAUUACAGUCGAUACCCUGUGAUCCCUCCGUGCAUUUUUUUUUUUUCUUACAACCGAAUGAACGUUUUCUGUAUUUCAUUGCUCUGUUAUUGAUAUGAUUAUCAUCGCUACUCGAGUAUUCGAGGCACUGAAAUGAUUCACUUGGUUACAGCAAAUGAUCGUGAAUGUAUAACGUACAGCACAUCGGUGUGAAUAUGAGUGUUAAGUGUUCUGUCUGAGAUGAAAAUGCAAAUAAAGGACAGUUUAUACUUUCA
This is a messenger RNA of Ictalurus punctatus (channel catfish), 4923 nucleotides long. RefSeq names its product uroporphyrinogen III synthase (gene uros). The record is from RefSeq and is a predicted model, not a curated record. The transcript is spliced from 9 exons. Gene Ontology annotation, molecular function: uroporphyrinogen-III synthase activity. Lineage: Eukaryota; Metazoa; Chordata; Actinopteri; Siluriformes; Ictaluridae. Bases 2666 to 3505 code for a protein of 279 amino acids. Gene Ontology annotation, biological process: uroporphyrinogen III biosynthetic process.